This is a messenger RNA of Odontomachus brunneus, 4582 nucleotides long. RefSeq names its product CTD nuclear envelope phosphatase 1 homolog (gene Dd). The coding region runs from base 457 to 1188 and encodes 243 amino acids. The record is from RefSeq and is a predicted model, not a curated record. The transcript is spliced from 5 exons. Lineage: Eukaryota; Metazoa; Arthropoda; Insecta; Hymenoptera; Formicidae. Gene Ontology annotation, molecular function: protein serine/threonine phosphatase activity.
GAGCACGGAAAAAUUGGGUCGAUGCGCGGAAGAUGGCGGCCGCUGCGUGGUGUGCGUAAAGGGGAUCGUGUUCGGAUUUUGCGGAAAAAAACAUGAGUGAAUGCGAUAAGGUGCAUUGACACGCGCAAAACGCGACCACUCGUGCGAGCGGCAUGGCACGCGCGUAAAAACGCCGCUUACGCGGACUCACGUCGGGUCCUCUCGCGAUCGCGGGGGUGUUAUCGUUUGUUUACGAUAAGCGGCAGUAAAAAGCCUCUGCUCUUUCGGUUUUCGGUUCCCCGCGCGCGCGGGGCCAGUAACGCGUUCGCGAUUCGCGACGCGAAGCGGAGUGCAAAACGGAGAGAAAGGGACACACACACACGCCGAGGGAAAGAAAGAGAACGAGGAGAUACGAGGGAUUCGGCACUGGAGAUAAAGUGUUGCCGGACUUCGGCCCGGUGAAGAAGACCCGUAGAGAUGCUGAAGCAAUUGCAGAUGGGGAUGAGAGCUUUCCUCUUAAUGGCCUCCCGUGUGUGGACCUGCAUUUGCUUUCUACUCAAGAAGCAGGUUAGAACCGUCUCACAAAUGCAACCAGUCAAGUAUGAAAUCUUUCCACUUUCACCUUUAUCCAGGCACAGACUUAGUAUAGUUAAAAGGAAGGUAUUAGUAUUGGAUUUAGAUGAAACAUUAAUUCAUUCACAUCACGAUGGAGUAGCAAGGCCAACCGUCAGGCCUGGUACACCUCCAGAUUUUGUUCUUAAAGUGACGAUAGACAGACAUCCUGUUAGGUUUUUUGUUCAUAAAAGACCACAUGUAGAUUUCUUCUUGGACAUUGUUAGUCAAUGGUACGAACUUGUAGUCUUCACUGCAUCCAUGGAAAUAUAUGGGGCAGCAGUCGCGGAUAAGCUAGAUAACAACAGAGGUAUUUUAAGGCGCAGAUAUUAUAGACAACAUUGUACACCAGAAAUGGGUUCCUAUACUAAAGAUCUGUCGGCAAUUUGCUCAGACCUUUCUUCAGUCUUCAUUCUUGAUAACAGUCCAGGAGCCUAUAGAGCUUAUCCGGAUAAUGCGAUACCUAUAAAGUCAUGGUUCAGUGAUGCAGGAGAUACUGCUUUAUUAAGCUUACUUCCAGUGCUGGAUGCUCUUCGUUUCACGCAAGAUGUGCGUUCUGUUCUUUCAAGGAAUUUACACUUACAUCAUACUUGGUAGCAUAGUUGGGAUUGAGCGAUAUAUGCUUGAUAUUCUCUAGAGGUGAAGUUGCUAACAACUUAGUGUGUCUAGCCUAGAAUUAUUAUUGUUAUUAAUAAUAGAGCAACAUUAGAAGUCGCUGCCCAUAUAAUGAAAGAUGAGGCUCCUUCCAAAGUCCUCGUUUUUUUUUUCAUACUCGUUGAAUGACGAGUAGACAUUGAAGGAAGUGGUAUUCAGCCAAUAAUUACAUCAGCACAAAGUAUCUUAGGAUAAUUCUUUAUGUUAUACAAUCCAUGUGUGCAAAAUCGUUCGAAUUUCUUUACUUUUCUGUUACAUAAGCAUUUGCCAAAGACCAAAAUACGAAAAUAAUAUAGAGUCGCGCAGCAGGAUUUUUUCUUUUUAGAUAAGGAUUACUUAAAGUUUUUAUUUAUAUAUAUUUUGCGGCACAUCAUGGAAAGAGAGAGAAAGAGAGAGAGAGAGAGAAGAAGCGAGCGAACGAACGAACGAACGAAUGAACGAACGAACGAAAAAGAAAGAGAAAGUGUGUGUGUGUGUGUGUGAAAGAGAGGAGGAAGUAAUCGAAAUGAGAUACUUUUGUUACUGUAUAUUAUUAAUGUAGGAUGUAGAAAAAUAUACACUAAGUCAAAAGAACUUUGCUGCAACUCACUGUAUCAGUGAGGUAGCUAUCCUGGUAUAUCUGAUAUAUAUAUAUAUAUAUACAUAUAUAUAUAUAUAUAUAUAUAUAAAGUAAUAUUAAUAUAUAAAUAUAUAUAAUGAUGUAUGUAUAUAUGUACACACAUCGUUCAUUUGCUGCAAGAAUGACAUAACUAAAAAAUCGCCCUUAUUGAGUUAGUACAGGGAGUUGGUACAUGUACUAUUUACAGCUAAAACUACGAUUACUUACGAUGUUACUUUACUAAAUAUGUCAAUAUAUUUAAAAUUUUCAUACAAAGUUAUAGCAAUUCAAAACAUUAAAUCGUGUCUCCUGAAAAUUAUAUUUUUUUGAGUUAUGUCAUUGUCGUGUCUCCUGAAAAUUAUAUUUUUUUGAGUUAUGCCAUUAUUGCAGCAAAUGAGCGAUAUAUAUAUACACAUAUUAUUAUACAUGUAUAUGUAAUAUGAUAUAUAUAUAAAACCAGGAAACAGAGAGUAAUAUCUAUUCUCGUCAAUCUUUCGCGAAAUAGAAUAUUGCAUAUGCCCAAUUAUACGAUCAAUAAUCAUUGGUUUUCAUUGAUGCACACUUUAAGUGAGCUAAUAGCGAGUUAAUGAUCCUACACACAUACACACACGCCUGUGUAUUUUGUUCGCUUGUUUAACCAUGCAUCAUGGAAAAUGCAACAGUAAUAACAGGACAUUAUUACAAUUUGUACAUAUUACUUGAAACGUUUGAUUAAGGGUGACUGAUGUUUGUAUGAAUGAUUGGUAAUACGUAAGACGUAAAAUAUGGGAUUCAUUUAAUAUCUACAUAUGUAUAUAUCUAUAUAUAUAUAUAUAUACAUGCAUACGCAUGCAUUUAUAUAUAAAUGUAAAAUUUACUCGUACAAUUCUCUUUGAGAACAACAAAAAAAUACACGCCCAUGAGCACAAGAUAUAACGACAUCGAUGAUUUAUCCUGUAAUAAAGAUUUUUUUCUUUUUGUUUUUUUAACAUUUAUUUAUUGUAUACUGUAGGACCUUUGCGUAUUUUCUAUUGUACAUAACUGUCAAUCGUUCGCUCGAGACAUGAGCCAUGGGCAAUGCAUAUAGUAUUCUAAAUGGAAGUAAUGUUAAUCUAUUUGUUCAAUAAAAUCAUAUCUGUACAUACACACAUACGUUUAUCGGGUUACAAUUGUAACUAUGCGUGCGUCUACGGUGUCGAGCUUACACCAGUCUCAGCUCACACCAGUCUCAGCUCACACAUUUCUCAGUUUACAAAAUGCGAGAAGAUCUAGAAUAUUCUUUAAUACGAUACUUUAAUAUCGUGACUAUCAUUGAUAAUUGAAUCUGGAUUGAAGUGUCAAUAUUUAGUCCAGAAGAAACGUCAAUCGCGUGGUUUCAUGAACACUGUCUCGUACAAGAUGUAUCUAUAUAUUUAUUAUUUAUAUUUAUCUCGAUGUGGAAUAAUUUUAUUCCAACAUGUCUCUGUAAAGAAGUUCCUUAUGUAGGUACACCAUAUAAACUACAUUAACUAAAUCGCUACAGAUUACAUAGCUUGCCGAGAAAUAUGGUCAUCCGAAAGCAUUCUUGAAAAUACCGAGUAAUAACUUCUAUGUUCUCCCCAUUUUUUAUAUAUGUACAGCGAUGAUGUGAAGAGUGUCGAACUAAGUCUUCUAGGAAUUAAUAACUCCCGUUUAGAUCUUUGUACGAAAAACGUAUUUUAUUAAAAGUUAUAAGUAAGAAAAUAUACCCACUACAUUCAUCCAAUACAUUUAUUCUGUCGGUUUAUUCGUUAUUAUAUUAUUAACAACUGUAACAGAAACGAUAUUAUCAAUAUACGAAACACUCUCAAUAAUAUUGGAAACCUCAAAAAAUCGCUCUUUGUACAAAAUAUCGAUAAACAUCAGAAUAUUGAAGAAGCGACCAAUUCCGUCAAGAAUGCAAGAAUGUUUAUUGCCAUUAAUAAAGAUAACGCGCGACACAUCUCUAAUACCGUAUAAAUAUUUGAAACUACAAUCCUCUCCUCCAAUACAUGAUGAUAAAGAUCAGUAUGUAGAAGACUAUCUUUACAGAAGUGAUUAUGGUAGACACAGAAUUCCUAAAUUUACUCCUUCGCCGGUUCUUCCCGGAUCAUCUCCAAGGAACUAUCUGAAUUGUUACUUCCACUUCCAGCAUCAUCCUCCCGUUCGGUUGCUUUCUCUUGAGUUUCAUUUGUGGUAUCCAACUGCCACGCUGGUAUAGAUGUUGGAGCAGUAGGAAACCUUCUACUAUUGUAAACAUUCGCCACCAUUAAAAUACAAUCUGACGCUAACGAUAAAUAACACAUACAAUUGUAAACAAAGUAUUUAUAAAGAUUUUGGAUUACAAGCAACUUUUCCUAUGUGUCAAUUGUUCAUAAUGUAGAAAAUACGUGUAUAAUGCAAAUCGGAAAACUCUUUAUAUUAUAAAAGAUUGAUUCAAAAGCGCAUAUAGUCAAAAGUAGGCGUAAGACAAAAAUAGGCACAAAAGUUUGUAUCUUAAAUUUGGAAUUUUGGACCUUAUAUUUUGUAAGCUCAUGUAAUUCUUGUUUAAAGAAUCAUCAUACCACUAAAGCGCGAUUAUAUUAUUUUUUUAAGAAUAGCCUGUACAUGUACGCAUGCGUAAAGUGUUUGAUGAAUGAUCCCUUGUAAAAAGAAAGAAUAAAUUUAACAUAAACAAAUAUUAUGUAUCACAACAAAACAAUAAAUAAUGUCCAAAUUAUGAUUAAUCUCAUUGUAUAGCAAUAAAUUGCUCUUACUAACUUA